GAGGUGGCCCGGGAAUCUGCUAUGAGUGAGGUGGGCGGGGAGGCGAGAUGGGCGGUGAAGAGGCGCGGCCCAGCGGAGCGGGCGGCUGAGACGUGCCGGGGACAAGAAGGGGCCGGAAAGGGGGUGGCCGCCGGUUCGACCCCGCCCCGGGGCCGCCCCACCGCGGGUUCCGUUGGCUGCUGCGGCGGCAGCUGAGGCUGUGGCGGCGGUGGCCGCGGGGCGGGCGUAAGAUGGCGACAGCGGCGGCGGGCGCCCUGGGCCUGCUGUGGGGCUGGCUGUGGAGCGAACGCUUCUGGAUGCCCCAGAACGUGAGCUGGGCGGACCUCGAGGGGCCGGGCGACGGCUACGGCUACCCGCGGGCCCGGCACAUCCUCUCGGUGUUCCCACUGGCGGCGGGCAUAUUCUCUGUGAGGCUGCUUUUCGAGCGGUUUAUUGCCAAACCCUGUGCACUCCAUAUUGGCAUCCAGGACAGUGGUCCUUAUCAGGCUCAACCCAAUGCCAUCCUUGAAAAGGUGUUCAUAUCUAUUACCAAGCAUCCUGAUGAGAAAAGGCUGGAGGGUCUGUCAAAGCAACUGGACUGGGACGUCCGAAAAAUCCAAUGCUGGUUUCGCCAUCGGAGGAAUCAGGACAAGCCCCCAACGCUCACUAAAUUCUGUGAAAGCAUGUGGCGAUUCACUUUUUAUUUAUGUAUAUUCUGCUACGGAAUUAGAUUUCUCUGGUCGUCGCCUUGGUUUUGGGACACCCGACAGUGCUGGCAUAGCUAUCCAUAUCAGCCUCUCACAAGUGGGCUUUAUAACUAUUAUAUCAUGGAAUUGGCCUUCUAUUGGUCUCUCAUGUUUUCUCAGUUUACAGACAUUAAAAGAAAGGACUUCCUGAUCAUGUUUGUGCAUCACUUGGCCACCAUUGGGCUCAUCACCUUCUCUUACAUCAACAACAUGGUUCGGGUAGGAACUCUGGUCAUGUGUCUACAUGAUUCCUCAGACUUCUUGCUAGAGGCAGCCAAGCUGGCCAAUUACGCCAAGUAUCAGCGUCUCUGUGACACCCUUUUUGUGAUCUUCAGUGCUGUUUUUAUGGUCACUCGUCUAGUAAUCUAUCCAUUCUGGAUUCUGAACACGACCCUCUUUGAGAGUUGGGAGAUGAUCGGGCCCUAUCCUUCCUGGUGGCUCUUCAAUGGCCUUCUCCUGAUCCUACAGGUUCUGCAUGUCAUCUGGUCCUACCUAAUAGCACGAAUUGCUUUCAAAGCCUUGAUCCGAGGAAAGGUGUCUAAGGAUGAUCGCAGUGACGUGGAGAGCAGCUCAGAGGAAGAAGAUGUGACCACCUACACGAAAAGGCCUUGUGACAGCAGCUCCAGCAAUGGUGCCAAUUGGGUGAAUGGUCACGUGGGAGGCAGUUACUGGGCUGAAGAGUAAGAUGGUCGGUAUGGGGACUUCAGCACACAUGGACUUGUAGGGCCACUGACAGCCUACUCCUCUUGGGCCGCCCCACAUCUAAACUCCUGUGACUAGGAGUCUGCAGGGCACUGAGAAGAAUCACAGAAGCAAAUAUUUUCAUUUUUUUUGUUUUUAAAAAACUUUGCCAUUUUGUAUUUAAUAGCCUCCAGGUUUUUUCAGUAAUAUUAUUUGCUCUGUGUGUAUGUUUGUGUGUGCGUGUGCAUGUGCAUUUGUGCAUAUGCGUGAGUUUCAUUGCCUGGGUUGGGGCACAAUUCUGGACUGCGGCCAUUAGGCCUUGCCUUGUCCCCUUUGAACUCACCUCAAUCCCAGAUUUGGCUGCAUCUUGAAUUAUGCUGGCUCUGGACUGUCCCCUCCCUUGUUGCCCAUGGCUUUUGAGGCUCUGGCCAUCUGAAUGGAGCAGCCGAAUUCAACUACAGGUUUCUGCACUAUUCCUCCUUUGGAGCUGGAAUAUUUCUUAUGAAGUUGUGUAGAAACAGACAACCAUGGAUGGAUGGCCAAGAUUGUUAUAACCCCUAGCUAGAUCCCCUUCCUACCACCUGGCAGUGACAGGGACAGCUGCUGAUACCCUGCUCUUUACUCAAUGGUACGCAGGGAGUGGGGGGUGGGAGAGGGUGAGCUGAGGGCUGGAGGAGGACAACAGCCACUGGGUGAGCUGUUAACAGUUUAUACUUUUGUUUACUCUUCUGUGAUUAAAAGUGCUUCAACCCUCCUC
Molecule: messenger RNA, 2163 nt
Organism: Pteropus alecto (black flying fox)
Lineage: Eukaryota; Metazoa; Chordata; Mammalia; Chiroptera; Pteropodidae
Gene: CERS5
Product: ceramide synthase 5
Exons: 10
Coding region: 231-1409 (392 amino acids)
Biological process (GO): ceramide biosynthetic process
Cellular component (GO): membrane
Molecular function (GO): DNA binding; sphingosine N-acyltransferase activity
Source: RefSeq, a predicted model, not a curated record